AUGACAACCAAGGGAAGCAAGGGAAGCUACUUUGGCACCGAGGCCCUGAAGAAUCUGGUCCUGCACUUCCUACAGCAGUACUAUGCAAUCUAUGACUCUGGAGACCGGCAGGGACUCCUGGACGCCUACCACGACGGGGCAUGCUGCUCCCUGAGUAUCCCCUUCACCCCCCAGAACCCCGCACGAAGCAACCUGGCUGAGUACUUCAAGGACAGCAGGAAUGUGAAGAAGCUGAAAGACCCCACCCUGCGGUUCCGCCUGCUGAAGCACACGCGUCUCAAUGUCGUUGCCUUCCUCAACGAGCUGCCCAAGACUCAGCAUGAUAUUAACUCCUUCGUGGUCGACAUAAGUGCCCAGACUAGCACGCUGCUGUGUUUCUCUGUCAAUGGCGUCUUCAAGGAAGUGGACGGGAAGUCCCGGGAUUCCUUGCGAGCCUUCACGCGGACGUUCAUCGCUGUUCCUGCCAGCAAUUCAGGGCUGUGCAUAGUGAAUGACGAGCUGUUUGUGCGGAACGCCAGCCCUGAUGAGAGCCAAAGAGCCUUCGCCAUGCCUGCACCCACGCCUUCCUCCAGCCCAGUGCCCACCCUCUCCCCGGAGCAGCAGGAAAUGCUGCAGGCCUUCUCCACGCAGUCUGGCAUGAACCUCGAGUGGUCCCAGAAAUGUCUGCAGGACAACAACUGGGACUAUACCAGGUCUGCCCAGGCCUUCACUCUUCUCAAGGCCAAGGACAAGAUUCCUGAAGUGGCUUUCAUGAAGUGAUCCAGAGUCAUCCCAGAAGCCCCUGUAAAUAAAUAGCCCUUGGAUAGCCC
Molecule: messenger RNA, 809 nt
Organism: Sorex araneus (European shrew)
Lineage: Eukaryota; Metazoa; Chordata; Mammalia; Eulipotyphla; Soricidae
Product: nuclear RNA export factor 1-like
Exons: 1
Coding region: 1-759 (252 amino acids)
Biological process (GO): poly(A)+ mRNA export from nucleus
Cellular component (GO): nucleus
Molecular function (GO): protein binding; RNA binding
Source: RefSeq, a predicted model, not a curated record